This is a messenger RNA of Anoplopoma fimbria (sablefish), 2430 nucleotides long. It is a transcript of the gene gucy1a2, whose product is annotated as guanylate cyclase 1, soluble, alpha 2. The transcript is spliced from 9 exons. Gene Ontology annotation, biological process: response to oxygen levels; cGMP biosynthetic process. Bases 1 to 2430 code for a protein of 809 amino acids. Lineage: Eukaryota; Metazoa; Chordata; Actinopteri; Perciformes; Anoplopomatidae. Gene Ontology annotation, molecular function: guanylate cyclase activity; heme binding. Gene Ontology annotation, cellular component: guanylate cyclase complex, soluble. The record is from RefSeq and is a predicted model, not a curated record.
AUGUCAUCAUCGUCGCGCAAGAUCUCGUCCGAGUCGUUCAGCAGCUCGGUGGGUUCGGACUGCGGGCUCGAGAGCCCCGGUGGAGACGGAGGGGACGGCGGUCCGGAGCCGGCGGAGGAGAGCCGAGGCUGCCCCUUCUCCUCCCUCCACUCCUCCUCCCACAGAGCGGUGCUCUGGAACGGACGCAGCCCCGCCGACAGGCCGGCGUGCCCGGCGGGCGAGGAGCAGCAGCAAGGACCCGGUGCUCCCCACAAGAGGGUCACCAGGAGGAGACGGGUUAACCUGGACUCACUGGGGGAGAGCCUGAGGCGAAUGACCUCACCCACGACACAGACUGUUCAGGAUGCUCUACAGCGAACUCUACAAUUCUACAGACAACAAGAGAUCAGGUGUCAGGAAGUUGGUAAUGAGGAGAGGCAAAGAGAGAGGAGAGAUGAAAAGUGCCCAUUUCUUGAAAAUUCUGGUUCAGAAGAAGAUGUCCUACAAAUCCUACAGUACAUGGCAACCAUACUGGGAAUACCAUUCUGUGAGCUGCGAGAGCAUUUCGGAGAAGAGUUCUUCGGCCUCUGCUUUGAAGAAAAUGAACGAGUGCUUCGGGCCGUAGGCGGCAACCUCCAGGACUUCUUCAAUGGUUUUGACGCCAUUCUGGAACACAUUCGCACCUCCACGGGCCGCCGUGCCUCAUCUGAGAGCCCCUCCUUCCAGUGCAAGGAUCCCUACGAAGAGGAGAAAGGGAGAAGAAAAUUGGAUAAUGUUGGAGAGCGAGGAGAAGGAGAUGGAAGAGGGAAGGUGUUGCUUCUUCAUUGUUUCAACCCUGCCUCUGUUGUUGGCUUGGUCAUGCCAGGGUUGAUCAGAGCUGUUGCCAGGCGGAUCUUUCAUUCAGAAGUUGAGGUGGAAGAGGUGCCACCACUAACUCCCUUAUUGCCCAAUGAAGACACAGAACACACAGACGGAGACUCCACAACCCCCACCCCGACUGCGUCCCCACCUGCCUCGCCCUCCUCGUCCCCGUCUCCUCCCUCUCCUUUCCAAACCGCUGUUCCCACAGUUUGCGUGUCCUUCCAGAUCCAGGAGACAUGCCCUCCUUCCCACUCCUCCCUCCCAAAUUCUGCCUCAGUGAGCCCUGAGCGCCCCCCUCUUUCACUCUCCAACAACCCCAGUGAUCUGCGCAUAGGCCUGGCCACGUUUUGCCGUGCCUUUCCGUUUCACCUUGUUUUGGGGCCUCGCAUGGAGCUACUGCAGCUUGGAGAAGGAUUGAGGAGACAGGCUCGCAUUGAGCUUCACCGGAGCGUCUUGUUCAGGGACUGUUUUGAGAUUGUCUCACCCAAGAUGGAGCCUUCGUUCCAGGGCAUCCUGCUGAGACUUGCGUCCCCAUUUACCAUCCGCACCAGGCCUGAUACAACGCAGUCCGGCACCAAGGAGAAGGUUAUGGAGUUGAAGGGUCAGAUGAUCCAUGUGCCCGAGUCCUGCUCCCUGAUGUUUCUGGGUUCGCCACGUGUUGAUAAAUUGGAGGAGCUCAUGGGCAGGGGCCUCCACUUGUCAGAUAUCCCUAUCCAUGAUGCCACGCGGGACGUUAUCCUGGUUGGGGAGCAGGCCAAGGCCCAGGAUGGCCUGAAGAAGAGAAUGGACAAACUUAAGGCCACAUUAGAGCGGACUCACCAGGCACUGGAGGAGGAAAAGAGGAGAACCGUGGAUCUCCUUUAUUCCAUAUUUCCAGGUGAUGUGGCGCAGAAACUGUGGCAGGGUCAGCCAGUGCCCGCUCGCAAAUUCGAUGAUGUGACCAUGCUGUUCUCAGACAUCGUGGGAUUUACUGCUGUGUGUGCCCAGUGUACACCUAUGCAGGUCAUCUCCAUGCUGAACGAGCUUUACACACGCUUUGACUACCAGUGUGGCAUUCUGGAUGUUUAUAAGAUCGAAACAAUAGGCGAUGCUUACUGUGUGGCAGGAGGACUUCACAAGAAGGUUGAUAGUCAUGCAAAGCCAAUCGCACACAUGGCUCUGAAGAUGAUGGAACUUUCUGAAGAAGUGCUGACACCAGAUGGGAAACCUAUCAAGCUAAGGAUAGGUAUCCACACAGGUUCGGUGUUGGCAGGCGUGGUCGGGGUUAAAAUGCCACGUUACUGCCUGUUUGGGAACAAUGUGACACUGGCCAGCAAGUUUGAAUCGGGGAGCCACCCAAGGUGUAUCAAUGUUAGUCCCACAACUUACCAGUUGCUGAAAGACGACCGUUCUUUUUCAUUUGUCCCUCGCUCCCGGCUGGAGCUCCCAGAGAAUUUUCCCAAAGAGAUCACAGGGACAUGUUAUUUCCUGGAGGCGGGAACAUCUCACAGCCAUGCCUCAUUGACCAGCUCUCGCUCCGCCCCCCCGGCCUCUAUGAGGAAAGUCUCCUACAGCAUUGGGACCAUGUUUCUAAGAGAAACAAGUUUGUAG